Molecule: messenger RNA, 912 nt
Organism: Trypanosoma grayi
Lineage: Eukaryota; Euglenozoa; Kinetoplastea; Trypanosomatida; Trypanosomatidae
Product: putative ABC transporter
Exons: 1
Coding region: 1-912 (303 amino acids)
Biological process (GO): transmembrane transport
Cellular component (GO): plasma membrane
Molecular function (GO): transmembrane transporter activity; ATP binding; ATP hydrolysis activity
Source: RefSeq, a predicted model, not a curated record
AUGGAACUGGAGGAAGGUAAAGCUGUCGUUUCCUGUGAGAACAUUCACAAAACGUAUUUGCUUGGUGCCGAAGGCGUUCCAGCCCUCCGUGGCAUUGCAGUCGAUGUAAAGCAAGGCGAGUUUUUGGUUAUAUACGGUACUAGUGGGGGAGGCAAAAGUACCUUGCUCAAUGUACUUGGGACCAUCGAUUUGCCUACCAAAGGUAACUUGUAUCUUUUUGGCCAACGCAUCACAGAGCAGACACCCGAUGCGGAUCUUGCUCGUCUCAGGUGCCAACGGAUCGGUUUUGUGUUUCAGGCAUUUAACCUAUUGUCUACCAUGGAUGCAUUGGAUAAUGUUUCGCUUCCAAUGGUCAUAGCUGGGAAACUAUCCGUCUCGGAGAUAAAAGAGAGAGCGAAGAAACUCCUAACAUCUGUUGGGCUUGACCACCGUUUGCAUCAUUUUUCCUCAAUGCUGUCUGGUGGUGAACAACAACGCGUUGCCAUAGCACGAGCCCUUUCCAAUGAUCCUGAAAUACUCCUCCUGGACGAGCCAACUGGAGACCUUGACACCAAGAACACAAAGCUGGUAAUGAACAUUCUGAUGAAUCUAAAUCGUGACGCUGGACUAACAAUGGUCAUGGUAACUCACGAUGUGUACAUGAAGCCGUACGCCCACCGUAUAUUGUACAUGCGUGACGGUAAGGUACAAAAUGUGGAGCAUGUUGAUCCGAGUGUUCGCGAAAGAGCCUUAAUAGCUUUGGAACGGGAUGCUGAAAAGGCACGCAGUGGGCUGAACAACGAGAGCGCACCUUCUAUAUCUUUUGUGGUACGUGCACCGAAAGACUAUUCAACAUUUGAUGCCCAAAGUGAUCUGUUGGUUGAAGAUGACCCUGAAAUGCAAGAAGUUGUGCUAGCUCUUUUUGCCACUUAA